AUGAAAAUCAGAAGACAAUAUGAUGAAAGCAAAUUAUUACAAGUGAAACGGCGACGAUUCCGGGGUGAAAACAGCAAGAUGGAUGUUGGAAAUGUCAACAGUGAUCUGGAUGGUUUGGAAACGAAAUUUGAAUUGAAUAGUGUUUUUGUAUCAGCUUCACGUGGUGGUCCAUCGUAUAAGCCUGAAGUGACGGAUAGCAAAUUUAACAACGAUAUUGUGACUGAUUCAAUACCAAUGUUGAAGAGAAUGAGAGAGAUGUUGAAUUCGAAUAUCGCUAGAGGCGAAACAAGCCUUGUUUUUAAUAGUGGAGACAGCAUACAGGUUGCUUCUGAUGAAGAUUUUAGCUUUACUCAUGCAAAUAUCCUUGACUCAAGCAUGUCUACUACAUCUUCGUAUAGUUUAUUUUUACAGAUAUUAUUCCCAUUCGUUCCUGCUGGCCUUGGGAUGGUUUUUGCUGGAUUUGUUCUUGAUAUUGUACAACACUGGAAUCUUUUUAUUGAGGUACCUGAAACAUUCAUUUUGGUUCCUGCAUUACUUGGCUUGAAAGGAAAUCUUGAAAUGACCUUUGCAUCCAGAUUAUCAACAUUGGCCAACAUGGGACGAAUGAAUUCAAAUCCGAAGAAGAUUAUUGUUGCAAACUUGGCUCUCAUUCAAGUACAAGCAAUUGUAGUAGCAUUUCUGGCUUCUAGCUUUGCUGUUACGCUAGCAUGGAUACCGAAGGGGCAGAUUGAUUGGUCUCAUGCUUCUCUAUUAUGUGCAAGCAGUCUAACAACGGCGUCACUGACAUCAUUAGUGCUUAGUACGGUUGUGAUAUGUGUCGUUUUAAUUUCACGGAAUUUCGAUAUAAAUCCCGACAAUAUUGCAACACCAAUUGCUGCUUCACUGGGUGAUCUUACUACCUUAGGAGCUCUGUCAUUAUUAGGUUCGAUAUUUCUCCACGCACAUCUCAAUGAUACUUGGCUUAAUGUUGGUGUAAUUGUAACAUUCAUAAUGGCUACACCGUUCUGGAUUUAUCUGGCACGAAAAGAUAAAGGUACAGUCGAUGUGCUUGAAAAUGGUUGGUCACCCAUUAUAUUCAGCAUGUUGAUAAGUAGUGCUGGUGGUUUUGUGUUAGAAAGCACUAUCAAGCGAUUUCCGAAAAUUGCAAUGUUUCAACCUGUUAUAAAUGGAGUUGGUGGCAACCUUGCAGCUAUUCAAGCUAGUCGUCUUGCUACUUUCUAUCAUCAGCACUGUCCAUUUGGAACAUUAAGCGAUACUUUAUCAAGUCGGUUCAGUUUUAGACGAGCAUUCUUUUCUAAUGACAUAGAUGCGCAUUCAGCUCGUGUGUUGCUUUUGUUUGUGGUUCCUUGCCAUAUGUUCUUCAAUUGGAUUAUACAGAUUUUACACAAAGGGAGUAGUCUGCCAUCUGGAUCACUUUUUACUAGCAUUUAUAUUUGUGCAGCAUUGGUGCAGGUUUUAUCAUUACUUUACGUUUGUCAGUUACUUGUUGCCUUUUUAUGGUCAAUACGGAUGGAUCCAGAUUGUGCUGCAAUACCAUAUUUAACAGCCCUUGGUGAUUUAUUUGGUACAUUUUUACUGUUUCUAAUAUUUGCUUCUCUUCCUUGGUUUAACAAAGGCGGAAAUUUACGGUGA
This is a messenger RNA of Brugia malayi, 1632 nucleotides long. Its product is annotated as Divalent cation transporter family protein. The record is from RefSeq and is a predicted model, not a curated record. Gene Ontology annotation, molecular function: monoatomic cation transmembrane transporter activity. Gene Ontology annotation, cellular component: plasma membrane. The transcript is spliced from 12 exons. The coding region runs from base 1 to 1632 and encodes 543 amino acids. Lineage: Eukaryota; Metazoa; Nematoda; Chromadorea; Rhabditida; Onchocercidae. Gene Ontology annotation, biological process: monoatomic cation transport.